UUACGGAUCACUAUGGCAAAAGUCAUAUACGUACUUGAUACUCCCUUCGUACCACUAAGAUCGCCUACGCCUCCACUCCGGAAGUAAUGACGGGAAAAGGAAGAACGAUGGAGGUGAUCAUGAUGCCAUUUCACCACCAAGGUCACUUAACCCCGAUGCUCCAAUUCGCGAAGCGCUUCGCUUGGAAAGGUGCUGGCUCGAUCCGGAUCACCCUCGCCACCACCCUCUCCACCGCCCAAAAUAUGACCAAUUCCAAAAACAACAACAACAAUAACGAUUACGAUUUCCUGACGGUCGAAAGCAUCUACGACGAUACCGAUGAUUCUCAGCUCAAAUUCAUGGGUCGUAUGGGAAAGUUCAAGUCCGAAGCCUCACUCCAACUUGGCCGUCUAAUCACUACUAAGAGCAUCGACAAUAAUAAAUGUAUGCUCGUUUAUGAUGCGUAUCUGCCUUGGGCACUGGAUGUGGGCAAGGACCAUAACAUACAGGCUGCGGCUUUCUUCGUCCAGGCUUGUGCGUAUAUGGCAUCCUUUUACCCUAUGUUUUUAGAGGAAUUUGGGUCGGAUGAUCAACAUCCUGUUGUUGCGGCUGCUAAGGCUGAAUCUGUUCCUAGUUUGUCGGUUGAGCUGCCGUCGCGGGAGGAAAUGGAACGAUACGCGCCGAAAUGUGCACAAUCCCCGAGUUCUGAUGAUAAACCCAAUACUGUUAAGAAAUCGCUUCACCCUGUCUACCGGAUGGUGGUUUCAUCAAUUACAACCCUUCAUCUUGCUGAUUUCGUGCUCAUCAACUCCUUUGAUCACCUUGAACAUCAGGUUGUCAAAUGGAUGACAAAUCUAUGGCGUGUGAGGACUGUUGGGCCCUUGCUACCAUCAUCGUACCUCGACAAACGUAUAAAGUCUGAUGUUGACUACGGUAUUAAUCCCUACAAGCCAAACAAUGAAGCUUGCAUGAACUGGCUAAACACGAAACAAGCUGCCUCAGUUGUGUAUGUUUCAUUUGGCAGUGUGGCUAAUUUGAGUGUAGAGCAGAUAGCAGAAAUAGCAAAAGCCUUAAAGAAGAUUCCGAGCAGUUUCUUAUGGAUUGUAAGGGAAGCCGAGCAGGAAAAACUCCCUGAGGAUUUCAUUACUGAAACAUCAGAGAAAGGUUUGGUGAUGUCUUGGUGCACUCAGCUGGAUGUCUUAGCACAUGAAGCAGUAGGGUGUUUCAUAACCCAUUGCGGUUGGAACUCGAUAAUUGAGGCGACCAACUUUGGGGUUCCGAUGUUGGGGAUGCCACAGUUCAUGGACCAGUUUUUGGAUGCUCAUUUUAUGGAGAAGGUUUGGGGUGUUGGAAUUAGGGCUAAGGCUGAUGAGAAAAACUUUGUUACUUGUGACGAAAUCAAGUGCGGUGUCAAUGAAAUUAUGUACGGAGAUAAGGCAAAUAUGAUCAAGGAGAAUGCAGCAAAGUGGAAAGACUUGGCUAAGGAGGCAGUUGGUGAAGGAGGCAGUUCAGAUAAGAAUAUCGACGAGAUCAUUAACUGGCUUGCGUCCUCCUAAGACUUGUUUUAGAAGUACAUUAGCAACACAUCUAAGUUGCAUUCGGAUGCACGGAUCACCAAUGGGCAUAGAAAUGCCCUUGGGUCACGAUACAACUUGGUACACCUAUAACUUUCUAGUGGGGUCUUUGAGUUUACUUGUAUUUGGUUUGAUGAUGAGGAGUCUAGCAUGGUUUUACAAGUUUAUUUUAGGUCUCCUUUGCUGGAUGUUUUAGAAGAUUGAUUGUUCAUGAAUUGUUAGCCUAUUUAAACGCCUCCUGAUAAAUGAAUAAAAUCAGAUUUCGGUUGAUCGAAUUGAA
Spinacia oleracea (spinach) is the source of this 1833-nucleotide messenger RNA. Its product is annotated as UDP-glycosyltransferase 74E1-like. NCBI's taxonomy places the organism in Eukaryota, Viridiplantae, Streptophyta, Magnoliopsida, Caryophyllales, Amaranthaceae. The record is from RefSeq and is a predicted model, not a curated record. Bases 87 to 1535 code for a protein of 482 amino acids. The transcript has 3 exons. Gene Ontology annotation, molecular function: quercetin 7-O-glucosyltransferase activity; quercetin 3-O-glucosyltransferase activity.